GAGAAGUUGCUAUGUAGAGCGAGGAGGCAAAGACCAUGUAAGAGUCCAGCUGAGGAGAGAGAAAGUCCAAGAGAAAGAGAAAGAUAAGAGAGAGAGAGAGAGAGGGAGCUUUCACCUAAACUUUGUUCUUCUGGUCCGUUUGUUCCGUUCAGUAUUCGGACCCUUCUUCUCCAUGUGUUGCCGAUUGCUGGGUUUCAAAGAUCUAGUCUACUAGUGCUCAUUUUAGUGCGUAUCUAAUCGAGGGCGAGCCAGUGACGAUGUCGUCUCUCAGCAGAGAACUGGUGUUCUUGAUCUUGCAGUUUUUGGAUGAGGAAAAGUUCAAAGAGACUGUUCACAAGCUUGAGCAGGAGUCUGGAUUUUUCUUUAACAUGAAAUAUUUUGAGGAUGAAGUGCAUAAUGGCAAUUGGGAUGAGGUUGAAAAAUACCUCUCUGGUUUCACCAAAGUAGAUGAUAAUCGGUACUCCAUGAAGAUAUUUUUCGAGAUAAGAAAGCAAAAAUACCUUGAGGCAUUAGAUAAGCAUGAUCGGUCCAAGGCUGUAGAAAUAUUAGUGAAGGAUUUGAAAGUCUUUGCCACAUUCAAUGAAGAUCUAUUUAAGGAAAUCACACAGCUUUUGACACUGGAGAAUUUUAGGGAAAAUGAACAAUUGUCAAAGUAUGGUGACACAAAAUCUGCAAGAGCAAUCAUGUUAGUUGAGCUCAAAAAGCUGAUUGAAGCAAAUCCCCUAUUCCGGGACAAAUUGCAAUUUCCCAACCUUAAAAACUCAAGGUUACGAACUCUCAUCAAUCAGAGCUUGAAUUGGCAGCACCAACUUUGUAAGAAUCCACGUCCAAAUCCAGAUAUAAAAACUCUUUUUGUGGAUCACUCAUGUGGACAGCCAAAUGGUGCACGAGCUCCAUCACCUGCUAAUAAUCCGUUAAUUGGAGCCUUACCAAAAGCUGGCGGGUUUCCUCCUCUCGGUGCUCAUGGGCCUUUUCAACCUACACCGGCACCUGCGCCAACACCUCUAGCAGGUUGGAUGUCCAAUCCAACCACCGUGGCACAUGCUGCAGUUUCUGGGGGAGGAGCUAUAGGUCUUGGUGCUCCAUCAAUUCCUGCUGCUUUGAAACACCCUAGGACUCCUCCAACGAACCCUUCUGCUGACUACCCAUCUGGAGAUUCUGAUCAUGUUUCUAAGAGGACAAGGCCCAUGGGGAUUUCAGAUGAAGUGAAUCUUCCUGUUAAUGUGUUGCCAGCAGCAUUCCCAGGUCAUGGACAUGGUCAGGCUUUCAUUGCUCCUGAUGACAUACCAAAGACUGUGACAAGAACACUCAAUCAGGGUUCAUCUCCGAUGAGCAUGGACUUUCAUCCAGUACAACAGACCCUGCUUCUUGUUGGUACCAAUGUGGGGGACAUAUCAUUGUGGGAAGUAGGUUCACGUGAGCGACUGGUGUUGAGGAAUUUCAAAGUUUGGGAUCUUAGUGCCUGUUCAAUGCCGCUGCAGGCUGCUCUUGUUAAAGAUCCAGGUGUUUCUGUCAACCGUGUGAUCUGGAGUCCUGAUGGUGCCUUGUUUGGAGUUGCAUACUCGAGGCACAUUGUUCAAAUAUACUCUUACCAUGGUGGGGAAGAUGUGCGACAGCACCUGGAGAUUGAUGCUCAUGUUGGUGGAGUAAAUGAUCUGGCAUUUUCCCACCCUAAUAAGCAACUCUGUGUCAUAACAUGUGGUGAUGAUAAAACCAUUAAGGUGUGGGAUGCUGCCACGGGUGCAAAACAGUAUACUUUUGAAGGUCACGAGGCUCCAGUUUAUAGUGUCUGCCCUCAUUAUAAAGAAAACAUUCAGUUCAUAUUUUCAACAGCAUUAGAUGGAAAGAUAAAAGCUUGGCUGUAUGACAAUUUGGGAUCUCGUGUUGAUUAUGAUGCUCCUGGUCGUUGGUGCACAACAAUGGCUUACAGUGCUGAUGGUACAAGACUCUUUUCAUGUGGGACAAGCAAAGAUGGGGAGUCCUCUAUUGUUGAGUGGAAUGAAAGUGAAGGAGCAGUCAAAAGGACGUAUCUAGGAUUCCGCAAGCGAUCUUUGGGUGUUGUGCAAUUUGAUACAACAAAAAAUCGAUAUUUGGCUGCUGGUGAUGAGUUCUCCAUUAAAUUCUGGGACAUGGACAAUGUUCAACCUUUGAUGACUAUUGAUGCUGAUGGAGGUCUUCCUGCAAGCCCACGGAUUCGUUUCAACAAGGAUGGAACUCUAUUGGCUGUUUCGGCAAAUGAAAAUGGGAUUAAAAUUUUAUCAAAUGCAGAUGGUAGUCGAUUGUUGCGUGCAUUUGAGAAUUCUUUAUAUGACACAUCUAGAACAUCUGAAGCCAUGGCAAAGCCUACAAUAAAUCCAAUUUCAGCUGCUGCUGCAAGUAGUGCUGCACUUGCAGAGAGAGGCUCAUCUGUGGUAGCUAUUCCUGGAAUGAACGGCGAUUCUCGAAACUUGGGUGAUGUCAAACCUAGAAUAACUGAAGAGUCCAAUGACAAGUCAAAGAUAUGGAAGCUUACUGAAAUCAAUGAACCAUCUCAGUGUAGAUCCUUGAAACUACCUGAGAAUGUAAGAGUGACAAAGAUAUCUAGGUUGAUAUAUACAAAUUCAGGUAAUGCUGUAUUGGCAUUAUCAUCAAAUGCCAUUCAUUUGCUGUGGAAAUGGCAGCGGAGUGAGCGAAAUUCUUCUGGCAAGGCCACUGCUAGUGUGUCACCCCAGUUGUGGCAACCAUCAAGUGGCAUCCUGAUGACCAAUGACAUUGCUGACAGCAAUCCUGAGGAUGCUGUGCCCUGCUUUGCUCUCUCCAAAAAUGAUUCUUAUGUAAUGUCUGCGUCUGGAGGGAAGAUUUCCUUGUUCAAUAUGAUGACUUUUAAGACAAUGACAACUUUCAUGCCUCCACCACCUGCAGCCACGUUUCUUGCUUUCCAUCCCCAGGAUAACAAUAUUAUAGCUAUUGGCAUGGAUGAUUCCACCAUUCAGAUAUAUAAUGUCCGUGUGGAUGAGGUUAAAAGUAAACUGAAAGGUCAUACUAAAAGAAUAACAGGUCUUGCUUUCUCUCAUGGAUUCAAUGUGCUAGUAUCAUCUGGAGCAGAUGCCCAGCUUUGUGUGUGGAAUACUGAUGGAUGGGAAAAGCAGAAGACCAGACCUUUGCAGCUUCCCGCUGGGAGAGCCCAAACAGCAACGGCAGACACUCGUGUACAGUUUCAUCCGGAUCAGAUGCAAUUCUUAGUUGUACAUGAAACUCAACUUGCAAUUUAUGAAACAUCAAAACUAGAACGUCUGAAGCAGUGGUUGCCCCGAGAUUCUGCUGCUCCAAUAUCACACGCAACUUUCUCAUGUGACAGCCAACUGAUAUAUGCCAGCUUUUUGGAUGCGACAGUCUCUGUAUUUAGUGCUUCAAACCUUGGGUUACGUUGUCGUAUCAAUCCUUCUGCUUAUCUUCCUUCAAGUGUGAGUGUACAGCCACUUGUGAUCGCAGCACAUCCACAAGAACCAACUCAGUUUGCGGUUGGACUCUCAGAUGGUGGAGUUCAUGUCUUCGAACCGCUUGAGUCUGAAGGCAAGUGGGGUGUGCCUCCGCCCGUUGAGAAUGGGUCAGCAAGCAGCGUGGCAGCUACUUCAGUUGGCACUUCCUUGGAUCAAGCCCAGAGAUGAUCCUAAUCAGCCAAAGACAAGUUUCUUUUACAUACUUGGCUUGCUGGCCCUUCCACAAAUUUGUUUGUGAUUCAUGACUUAAAAACUUACUGAAGAAUGACGCUCAAGAGAUGUAGAUUUGACAAGUUGGUUCAGGAUCUGUGUAAGUUAUUUGCCUUAGGAACUUGUAUAAGUUUUCUCAUGCGCAAAGGAGAAUUCUAGAAAUAUCUUUGAUCUUUUUACCCCGUUUUGCAAUCUUUAGAAUGUUGAUUACUUAUGUUAUUUAAUAUUUAUUUACCUCUUCCUAUGUGAUUUUGAACUUUGUCAAAGCCUCAAGCCGUUGACCCAUGUUGAAUAUAUUAAAAAAAAAGUUAUCUUCCUUUUA
Messenger RNA from Prosopis cineraria, 4011 nucleotides. Its product is annotated as protein TOPLESS-like. The record is from RefSeq and is a predicted model, not a curated record. The transcript has 27 exons. Gene Ontology annotation, molecular function: protein binding. The coding region runs from base 258 to 3647 and encodes 1129 amino acids. Lineage: Eukaryota; Viridiplantae; Streptophyta; Magnoliopsida; Fabales; Fabaceae. Gene Ontology annotation, biological process: regulation of DNA-templated transcription.